AUGGCCCCUCUCACAGAUUCGGCGGUCUCUGACCUGCAGAGCACCGUCUCCAGGCUCGAGAAGCGCAUUGCAGAGCUCGAGACCAGGCUGCAGGGCCAGGUUGGCAUUGCGGAUCAGUCACAGGAGAGCGUCAGGAUGAUCCUCAUGGGGCCGCCCGGUGCUGGCAAGGGUACACAAGCGCCGCGCAUCAAGGACAAGUUCUGCGCAUGCCAUCUCGCUACUGGAGAUAUGCUCCGCGCACAGGUUACUGCAAAGACAGCGCUCGGUCGCGAGGCCAAGAAGAUCAUGGACGCUGGAGGUCUCGUCAGCGACGAGAUCAUGAUCAACAUGAUCAAGACUGAGCUCGAGACCAACCAGGAGUGCAAGAACGGUUUCAUCUUGGACGGUUUCCCACGAACAGUCACUCAGGCCGAGAAGCUCGACGGCAUGCUCACAGCCACCCAGAAGCCCCUGCAGCACGCUGUUGAGCUGCAAAUCGACGACUCGCUGCUCGUCUCGCGUAUCACUGGCCGCCUUGUCCACCCCGCGUCUGGCCGCUCAUACCACAAGAUUUUCAACCCUCCCAAGUCUGACAUGACCGACGACGUCACUGGCGAGCCCCUCAUCCAGCGCUCCGACGACAACGCCGAGACACUCAAGAAGCGUCUUGCGACAUAUCACGCACAGACCGCACCCGUUGUCAACUACUACCAAAAGACUGGCAUCUGGAAGCCCAUCGAUGCAAGCCAAGAGCCUGGCCAGGUCUGGAAGAGCUUGCUCAAGGUCUUUGACGGCAAGGCUCACGUUGCUGGACAGACCGGCAGCUUGUUGAACAAGAUUGGCCUUAAGAACUAG
Ascochyta rabiei is the source of this 834-nucleotide messenger RNA. Its product is annotated as Adenylate kinase. The record is from RefSeq and is a predicted model, not a curated record. NCBI's taxonomy places the organism in Eukaryota, Fungi, Ascomycota, Dothideomycetes, Pleosporales, Didymellaceae. Gene Ontology annotation, cellular component: cytoplasm; mitochondrion. Gene Ontology annotation, molecular function: AMP kinase activity; ATP binding. Bases 1 to 834 code for a protein of 277 amino acids. The transcript has 4 exons. Gene Ontology annotation, biological process: ADP biosynthetic process.